AUAUCUUUAAUAGCUGAGCAUUCGAACGAGCAGUCGAACAGUUCCAGACCACAGCUCAUAGGAAUACCACUUGUCCAGGCAUAUUGAUUUUAUUCUUCAAGAUGAAUUCAAUGCGAUUACUAAUACUUCUGACUUUCAUUUUAUAUGAAACACAGAGUGCUCCAAGUAUAAAACCUUUAAAGUUUUUAAAGUCUUUAAUAUCAAAACAUUUGCCAUCAACUACUGAACAGCCACUUUCGGAAGAAGAAAUAUACCCCGCAUAUAAAUGUGAAUCUGUCGAAGAGGGUGCCAUUGAUGAUUCAGUUAUUGAGUGGAACCGCCAAGUAUUUUUAGUAAAUGAAAAACCUAUUUUGAUAGAAGUUGGAAAUGUUGGACAAAUUCAAAAAGAAAAUCAUGAUGAAGACCUCACUGUUAGUCCAGAAAUUAGUCCCGAAGUGAACUGUGAAGGAAAUGCUGAAAUAAAUCCCGAAGUAAAUCUUGAAGUAAACCCUGAAGGACAUUUUGAGGAAAAUCCUAAAUUUAGUCCAGAAGAAGAACACAAAAAUGCAUACGAAAAAGAUUUAAACACACAAUGGUUAUUGGGUGAGAAUACAAGUGAAAAACUACCAGAAAUAAAUGUUGGUACGCCUUCAAUCAAAGAUAAAAUCAUUAAUAAAAUCAACAUCAUCAAAUCGAAGUUGAAAUUUAAGAAUCGUCUAGUCAUACCAAUUACUGAAUUGGUUGAAGACAACAAGAAUAAUGUUGAAUUUACUUCCGUAAACCCAAUCACCACAAUGGAACCCAUAACUACCGGAAACCCCACUACUGUGCAACACAUCUCUACUAUACAACCUGUUACCACAGGACAUCAAUACACCACAACUGUGCAACCGUUUACUUCCACACAUCCGGCAAUUUCAGCACAGUACACCACUACUGUAAAACCUGAAGGUUAUGUACCCGACGUACAAGUAAAUUAUGGCAUCGAAUCUCAAGAACCAAUCGUUACUAUUCCCACUCAAAAUCAAAUGCCUUUACAACCACAACAAAUCUACUACUCAGACUUAUAUUAUCCACCAUGGCUUACUAACUGCCCACCACCUCUAUCCCAUCAAAUUUGUUACCGCCAAAACAAUUAUUACGCACAAAGCCCCAAAUUUACCAAUACAUUGAACACAAAUCAAUUUAACCUCGAAAACACACCAUAUAAUACACCUGAAUACCAAAACCAAAAAAAUAACAAUGGUUUGACCAAAGUGAUAAACUAUAUCAAGAUCGACGCAACCCAACAAGUGAAUCCGAUUAAACCAAAUCAAGAUCAACAGUGGGUUCAUUAUACUUAUGAAAAUCCAAAACAUAUUAAUCAAAAUCCUAUAUCUUAUUAUUAUAAUUCUCCGACAGCCAACCCUGAACCACAGCCAGAAAUUAUAUUUCCUAGCUCCAAUGGUGUUGACCCCUCGUCAACCAUGCAACCGAUCGUUGUGUAUACCGUUGAUGCCAGUGCACUACCGAUUAACCAAUUAGAUCAAACACAACCAAAAUACAAUUUGGACCAGCUCUUGGGACCCGCAAAAGUGAAUUCCAAUGUUGAAGGUUCCCGUUAUCCGUUGAGGGGAGAUAUUCAAUUCGGUGAAGAUGUGAACCCCAAUAUUAAUUACGAUCAACCAGAAGGAGAUAAUUCCGAAUACACGUUGAAGGAACGUAGAAACGUAGGUCACUACAAUAGUGAUAGUAAGCUGGCUAAACCAGUAUUUGAACGAGCUGAAACCCUAACUUCAGCUAAUAAAAUCGAAAUGUCUACAGUUACUGAAACUAAAACACCGAUCACUAAAAUCGAAACACCAAUCGCCAACAUUGAGAAACCUGUGCACAAAAUUGAAAACCCUGACGUCAAAAAUGAAACACCUUCCGUCACUUCAACAGAAACACCACAUCUUGAAUCCAACGACUUCAACACAGGUGUUGAAUAAUAUAACUUAUAAAUUCCAAAAUUAAAGUGAUUUAAUCAUUGAAUUCACCAUAUUAUGUAAAUUAUUUUAUUUAUUCUGAUACAAUACUCAUUUGAAAAAAAUUAUGUACGAAGUUAUAUUCAUUAAACUAUUUUUCAUCUAAACGUUUUCAAGAUUAAAGUAGGUUAGCUUUAAAUAUUUUUAUUUAAGCAAGUCAGGCUUAUUUACAAUUAUGAUGUAUUUUAUGUAUAAUUAUAUUAUAUAGUAAAUACAAUCCUCAGUUUAAAAUAGGCGCCAGAUUGAAAUGCCUCACACAAUAGAAACACAUAAUAAGCCAAUUUUUAUGAACAAUUGUUAUCGUACGUGAAAAUCCUCUAAAAAUUCGUUACAGUCUGGCUGAUUGUAAAUAGGCUAUUUAAAUUAUUAAAUUAUAUAUGUACCUAUAUGUUCUUUUUACAUUGUAAAAUAAAAAUUACAAUUUUUCGUUCAAUAUAUUUGAAAUAAUUAAGUCUGUCCGUUCCAAAAAAGUAUGUUUAGAUGCAUGAAAAAAUUGUUUACCAUUCAUUUAUGACAUUUUAUUAUAACCACUGUAAUGU
Acyrthosiphon pisum (pea aphid) is the source of this 2524-nucleotide messenger RNA. RefSeq lists its product as uncharacterized. The coding region runs from base 102 to 1949 and encodes 615 amino acids. The transcript is spliced from 2 exons. The record is from RefSeq and is a predicted model, not a curated record. Lineage: Eukaryota; Metazoa; Arthropoda; Insecta; Hemiptera; Aphididae.